CUCCAGUGGAAGAGAAGUGCCGUGAAACUGACCAAAUGGGAUCUUUACCGAGACUCUGAUUGCAACAAAAAGGCAGCGUUGUUUCGGGAUUCGGAGCAAGCUGGAUCUUUGUGGCCUGGAUUGGGUUCGUUUCGUGCUCCGGGACCGCUUGUGUAACUUUGUUCGCCCGGUCGGCUACAGUGUAUCGAGUGUGAAGUGUACAAAGUAUCGGGCGCCGAUUGUAACAAUGUUACCGAACGUUGCGACAGGCCGGGAGCCGCAGCAAGGCAACCAAAUCCCUGAGCCGCCCCCGGGUCCCCUUUACCCUCCUCCCCCGAGAACCGGCGCUCAGACCAAGAAAAACGCCAUCACCGACGACUACAAGGUCACGACGCAGGUUCUGGGACUGGGCAUCAAUGGGAAAGUUUUGGAAUGUUACAACAAGAAAGCAGGCGAGAAAUUUGCCCUGAAGAUGCUGCAGGACUGUCCGAAGGCCCGGCGGGAGGUGGAUCUCCACUGGCGAGCUUCUGGCUGCAAUCACAUUGUCCGGAUCGUAGACGUCUACGAGAAUCUGUACCAGGGGAGGAAGUGCCUUCUUAUCGUCAUGGAAUGUAUGGAAGGAGGUGAACUGUUCAGCAGAAUCCAGGACAGAGGAGAUCAAGCAUUCACAGAACGAGAGGCUUCUGAAAUCAUGAAGAGCAUUGGGGAAGCAGUUCAGCAUCUCCACUCAGUGAACAUCGCCCAUCGAGAUGUGAAGCCAGAGAAUCUGCUGUAUACCUCCAAACGACCCAACGCCAUCCUAAAACUAACAGAUUUCGGCUUUGCCAAAGAAACAACCAGCUAUAAUUCAUUAGCCACUCCUUGCUACACCCCGUAUUAUGUGGCUCCAGAGGUUCUUGGGCCUGAAAAGUACGACAAAUCCUGUGACAUGUGGUCCUUGGGUGUCAUUAUGUACAUUCUAUUGUGUGGCUAUCCUCCAUUUUACUCCAACCAUGGGCUGGCCAUCUCUCCUGGAAUGAAGAGACGAAUCCGAAUGGGACAGUAUGAAUUCCCAAAUCCGGAGUGGUCGGAAGUUUCAGAGGAAGCCAAACAAUUGAUCAGACACCUUCUGAAGACUGAGCCAACGCAACGCAUGACCAUCAUGGAAUUCAUGAACCAUCCGUGGAUUAAUCAAUCGAUGCAGGUACCACAGACGCCUCUUCACACCAGCAGAGUCCUGAAGGAAGAGAAGGACCUAUGGGAAGAUGUGAAGGAGGAAAUGACCAGUGCCUUGGCUACCAUGAGGGUUGACUACGAACAAAUUAAAAUCAAAAAAAUAGAAGAGUCUUGCAACCCCUUGCUGAUAAAAAGGAGGAAGAAAGGGUUAACUGCGUCCACUGCAGCUGGGCACUGAGACACAGCUACACACAAAGUGGGAUGGGAGGGGAUGGGACGGGCGCCACACUGUUAUUUUUAGAAAAUUCUUUUUAAAUGUCGCAUGAAGUUGAGAAAUUUUUAAUCAGUGGGCUUUUUGGAUUUUAUUUUUAAAUACUUUCUUUACCUCUCUCUCUUGAGCUGAGGUGAACAUUCUGCUGUGAGACACAGUGGUUUUGUUGGGGGGGUGGGGACAUGAGGGGGUGGUUCUUAAACUAACAUAAAAGGACAGAGUUGGGGGUUAAGGGUUGGCGAUCAGCUGGUGAAUCCUGUGAAGAGACUAGCGUGCUCUUAAACUGAGUAUUCCUUUCCAAUAUUUGCGUUCGAUGUAAAGCUUAGUUGAGAGAAAUUUCCUUUGUGUCUUUUGUUUUUUGCAACUUGUCCUUCUCAAAGCUUUAUCCAAUUACUUUAAAGCCAUCUUAGUUUCAUGGGAUUCACAUUGUGUGGUUUUAAAAGGGUGAAGUAUUCACUAUAUUUGAACUUUUCUAAAAUGCUGAAAUCUUUUAUCAGAGGCAUGCAUUAAUAUUUCUAUGGAUGUUUAUUCAUUAUCCACAACCCCGUCAUUGCCCAUGAACUGAAGAGGUUUUACAGGAUUCCCCUUCGGAUUCAGAUUGCUGUAUGAAUUUUUACAACAAAGAAGAUGUCAGAUGUUUCAGAUGCGUGUAGUUGUGCUCUGACUGACCUGUGACGAUGUUAGCUGUUUGCCACUUGACUACACUACUGCCUACUUUCUAAAUGGCACAAGUAGGGAGACAAUUUGGGUUCAUUGGGAUAUGGUCCCAACUGCAACCAUUGCUGGUCACUCCUGUUAACGCCCGGUGGGGCAUUUGUCUGUUCCUCAUGCCUCCUGGCAACCAGCUAAUUCUCUCCACAUUGUGCCUUGAUAUACAAUUACAAAGUGCAACACUAUAGGAAUUGGACUAAGCUGCAUUAUGCAUUGCUGUGCAUUAAGGUAAAACUCCAUCAAGGCUUUCUUUGGCCUAGUCUUGAGACAUCGCCAGCGAUGAGUCUCCUCUGCGGUAAGUCUCACCCAGAGGACAGGGUUGGAAACCUCGAUCAUGGUUGUCUGCUGCCAAAGUUGAACUACUCAGUUGAUCCUCCAGUGUCACUGCAAUCAGUCUCUUGCAUCUCAUUCUAUGAGAGGGACUUGGCCUGGCAGACAAUGCCCAGCGAGUCUGCUGAGAUGGCAAGCAGAAAAAUGAGAAUGCAAACUAAAAGCUAAAAUCUAACUUUGACAAUUGAUGGAAUAUGACUUACAGAUCAUGAUUUUUUUUAAAUCCUUUGUAGUUUUAGCAGAUUUAAUUCCUGAGGUGGAAUGCAAAUUAAAAGUCUUAGUGAAUUAACUGCAGUAAAAAUAACUGUUGGGAACUGUUCAUUAGAUCUGUAUAGAGAUGGCAAGCCAAGUAGUUUUUUUUUUACAGACUUUGGGCUUUUUAAGAGAAAGGAACUUUUGUUUGUAUUGGCAGAGUUUUUUGUGAUAAAGUUUCUACAGUAUUGGAGACACCAGAGACGGCAGAUACUGGAAUCUGGAGCGAUACACAAUCUGCUGGAGGAACUCAGGCAGCGUCUGUGCUGGCACCUGAAGCAGGGUUCUCGAUCCAAAACAUCCACUAUCUCUCUGCCUCCACAGAUGCUGCUCGACCCACUGAGUUCCUCCAGCAGUUUGUUUUUUGUUGGAAGUGAAAGUCUGGAUCAGUAUUUUCUCUGCUGUCUUAGCUCUGUAUUGUGACCACACCUUGUUCUCGUAACUACUCAUAGGGUAUGGCAACAGUUUAAGAAAAACAUCCUUGAUGAAUUGUUUGAUGAGAUGUGUGAUUAGAAAGCACCUUAUCUCAUGAUAACACAGAAGGAGGCCUUUGGGCCCAUCAGGUUUGUGCUAGCUCCCAGGAGAGCAAUCCCCAUCAGUCCCAUUUCCCCCUCCUUAUUUCCCUGUAUCCCUGCUAUUUAUUCUCUCUCACACAUGCCCACCAACUCCCUUCUGAUUCUUGUAAUUAAGGGGUCAUUUACAAUGGCCAAUUAACCUACCAACCCGCACGAGUUUGAGAUGUGGGAGGAAACCGGAGCACACAGGGGAGACUCACGCGGUCACAGCCACCACCUGAGGUCAGAAUUGAACCCAGGUCACUGGGGCUAGGAGGCAGCAGCACUAACCGCUGCGCCACCGUGUCAUCCACAUUGGAGCUGGGCAAGAAUGUCCUAAUUUCUGCCACACUUCUUCGGAAGCACUGACUCAUUUUAACAAAAUAGCACAGUAAAAAUACUUAUAGAUUUGUUUUAAGUUCCUUGUUACAUGACUCCAUUAGACAUGUCCAAUUUUGGAUGCUGAGGCGAUAGUCAUUGGCACCUCAGAUUCUGGAAUUAUUAAAGCACAGUGGACAUGUGUCAAUGCCUCACUCUGUGACAUUGAUUGGAAGUUCAUGCAGUGUGUUAACAGGUCACUUGUUACCACAAGACCCCAGCUAGUGAGCUGCUCUCCAUUCUUGUGAAUGGCACCACUUCCUUCCCAGAAGCAGGCUGAAAUAAUCUCAAAAUUUGUUAUAAAUAUUGUCACCCUUAAAAACAAUAUUCCAACAAAGUAAACUUGGUCCACUGCCCUAGAAGUGCUGAUAGUGAGUCUUGCACCUUGCACUUGGUCAGACCUCCCAGUUGGUACCCAUCAGACUGAUUUACAUUUGCAUUGACCACAGAAUAACUGAGUCAUCCUGGCAACUUGCCUUGAGUCAAAGAAUUAUUUAUUUUAAGCAAGGUUCACCUGUUUUUCUUGAGCCACAUAGAAAUAUGCACACAAUAUUCUGUAAGACAGGUAUGCUAAUAUUAGCUUUAAUUAAAAACUAUCCAUUUAUAACUGCAUAAUAAUUUAUAGCCAGCAUCUGAAACCAAUAAUUAUCUCCAUCUGUUAAGAAAAUUGACCCAGGGGUUUGCUGUAUUUUGUUUUUACAAAAUGGAGAAAGGAUUUGGUUUUUCGUGACAUGGUACCUCACCUUUAGAGAUUUCAACUAGAAACUCCACACCUGCUCCAGUGUUCGUGAGCUUCCAGCCCAGUGAGGACUUUUGCAAAGAUAGAAAAUUGUAACGGACAGCAUCUCGCACCCUUUCUGUUAAAGAGCUAGAAUCAGCCAAAAACUAGGAAUCGGGGGGGGGUGAAGUAUAUUUGAGAUGUCUAGACAGAAGAAUUAAUAGAAGUUGAAAUUUAUCUAGUAAACACCAAUGUUACAUAAAACUUGGGUACUUCUUAGCAAGUUCUCUACUAGUGAGUGAGUGUUGAGGGCAGGCUAUUGAUGUGAGGACUUAGCCUUGCAUCUCAUAUGUAAUCAGACCUGGUUUACAUUGACCACAGAAUAAUUUAAAGCCUCGAACCAAUCUAUGUGACUGUUUGAGCCUCCCACCCCACUCUGUCAGGGCCUUCUAUUCUAUUCCUCCACCCUACCACCCCCAUGAUGUAUUUUUUUAUAACUUUGAGGUGUCAAAACAUGAUAUCUGAUUACACCUCUCUCCCUCUGGAAAACGUGCAUCUUCUCAUAGGGAGGGAUAUCAUGCCCCAAAGUUAAGUUAUGGGUGAUUUAGUCCUUGUAACCUCCGAUGAGAUAGUCAAUAGUUGGUGAUGGGAAACUAUGCUUCUCUCUAAACCACAUCAGAACCACAUCCUGUGAGAGCUGGAAGGCAAGCAGUCAGAAGGUUGGUCCAAACCUUGGUGGGAUUGAGCUGUCUCUGAGGAAUUGUUAGAGAAGUAUGAGCUGUGAUCAUGUCUUCACUGAUCGUGUGUGUGUGUGUGUGUGUGUGUGUGUGUGUGGCUAUUAAACUUGUUGAUAACUUUCAAUCCUAUUGAGGCAGAUUGCAGGUUCCACUGUGGGGGUAACUAGUUGCCGAGGGGAGGAAGGCAGGAGCAGUCAGAGGUGGAUUGAGUCAGGGUCAUGUAAGUCUAGUGUGAACCAACUGUGCAGGGUGUAGGAGCUAUUUCCAGUUUAGACCUUGAUGAUCAGUUGUUCUCCAUAUUCCACAGUCUGUUUUGUCUCUUUAAGUGUAAUGCAUGCUUGUCCUUAUUAACUCUCCUGUUGUUCAGGAAGUUGAGAAAAAACAGAGUAGGCAGCCCUCUGAUUGGAAUUCACAGUGGUCUCCAGGAGAACUUUGUGCAGUUAUCUGUUGCAAAACUUGUCUGUAGUUGCUGAGGAAGCAACGAAACCUCUCACCACCCAGAAACCUCAGCCAGGAUCCACUCCCCUUCCUUCCCUCUGGUCUUCCUCAAAUUUUCCGUGGGAGGUAUCAUUCGGAGCACAGAGGAAGUCUCAGGGUGGGACGUAGGGGGAAACGUGAAUGUAGUGGUGACCUACAAGAGAGGGGACACCGGGAAUUCCCUGGGAAUUUUCCGUUGCUGCUCCAAUGUGUAGCCUUCUCCAUUCUGAGGUAACGUAUAGACCAAUGGUCACCAAGUGCAGUGGGAAUGAGCAAGGACGCUGAGUUCAAUAUCCUUUGAGUAGCUUAGAAUGAGACCCCAGUGUCUCCAAGAUCCACUUCUGUUAGUGUCUGCUGAAACCCUCAUCCACACUUGUUCCCUCCAGAAUCGAGGGUUCUUUGCGCUCCUUCAUUUCAUUCUAUGUAAACUCAAGGUUGUUCAAGUCUCUGCUGUCAUCUGACCCAACUUGCAUCACAUCCCAUUCACCUCUGCUCCCUGAUCCUCACUGGUUCUCAGAAAGCAACACCUCUGUUUUAAACUUCUCAGUUUUUUGAAAUCUCUCUGUAGUCUCAGCCUCCCUGUCUCUGGAAUCUCCCCUGGCCCUCUUAUACCCUCCAACAUCUCCGCAUUCCUCCAAUCCAGGCUCAGAGUCGUAGAGUCGUAUCUGAUUCCACCUCUUCCUCUGGCAGCGAGUUCCAGAUAUCAACAUAUCUGUGUUUUAAGAAAACUUUCCCCUCACAUCCCUUUUUAAAACUUCCUCACACCUUAAACCUAUAACCUCUUGUGUUGACAUUCUUACCAUGGAAAAAGGAUUCUGACUAUAUACCCUAUCAAACUCUCUUAUAAUGUUAUACACCUCUAUCAGGUCACCCCUCAGCCUCCUUCACUCCAGGGAAAACAGUCCCCCCGUCCAUUCUCUCCCCAUAACUAAAGUCCUCCAAUCCAGGCAACAUCCUGGUGAAUCUCCUCUGCUCUCUUAACACUGCAACCACAUCCUUCCUAUAGUGUGGUGACCAGAACUGCACACAGUGCUCCAAGUGCGGUCUAACCAACAUUUGGUAAAGUUGCAACAUAACCUCCUAACUUUUGUACUCUAUGCCCUGAACUACGAAGGCAAGCAUGCCGUUUGCCUUCUUCACCACCCAUCGACCUGUGUUGCCACUUUCAGGGAACUGUGAACCCCAAGGUCCCUCUGUUCACCAUCAUUCCUUGGUGCCCUACCGUUUACUGUGUCUAUCCUACUACUAUUUGACUUCCUAAAAUGCAUCAUCUUGCAUGUUGGGGUUAAGUUCCACCUGCUGAUGUCUGUACAUCCUGCUAGGGCACUACACAACCUUCCUCGCUAUCCACAACACCACUGACUUUUGUAUCAUCUGCAAACAUUGGGUGGCUAGGGAAUUUAAUCCCUCCACCACAGGUGGCCGUGACUUCAGCUGGAUGGACCCCCAAGCUCUGGACUUCCCUCCUGAAUCCCCACCCUCCUUACUCACCUCUCCUUUCAAGAUGCUCCUUGAAACCUACCUGUCACUGCCCAAGGCUUUUGGCCACCUGUCCUUUUGUGUGGCACCAAUUUUGUUUCUUCGCUUACAGUCCUGUGAAGUGCGAAUUUGUUACAAGUGCUGUGCACUUGGAAGCAGUUGCUGGGAUUCCAGGGAAGCCCUUUGGGAGGAGGUAUUGGUGUGACUGUUUCAUAACACAACACACUGAAGCAAUGGUUUUCCAACAGUACCAGACCGGACUAAGGAUGUAACAAAUAAAUAACUCUUUAUCUGAAAGCUCCUGCAGUUUGUUGUUAGCACCAAGUCAGAAAAGUGAAGUCAGCUUCCUGGAGCAGCAGAUCCCCAUUCAUUAGUGCAGGGAACUGACAACUCCUUGGAGUUAGCACCCAGGGUACCCCACAUGCUCUGCUGGGCGGUGCUCUUGUUGUGGCAGCCUAACCUCAUGCUUAUAUUCUGCAAGUUCCUUUUGCUCCAUAAACAAUUCCUCAAGGGCAUCUCUAUACUAUAUAAGGGUAUGUUUAAAGAUAGAUAGCCCUGCCUUCUGACAUUUCAGCCCCAAUCUCCUGGAUACAAAGAUCGGGGAGUAGCUGCCUAAAAUAGCCGAAUUAUGUGAGAUCCAGGGAGCUUGGAAUUGUAAUUGGUUUAUUAUUGUCACAUGUACCGAGAUACAGUGAAAAGCUUUGUUUGUGUGCCAUCCAUACACAUCAUGCCGUUCGUAAGCACAUCAGUAUGUCAAGGUAAUAAUAAUAAAAGAAUGCAGAAUCUAGUGUUACAGUUACAGAGAAAGUGCAGUGCAGGUAGAUAAAUAAAGGGCCACGAUAAGGUAGAUUGGGAGACCAAGAGCUCAUCUUUUAGAAUAUGAGAGGUCUGUUGAAGAGUCUGAUAACAGCAGGAUAGAAGUUGUCCAUGAGUCUGGUGGUAUGUGUUCUCAAACUUUUGUAUCUUCUGCCCAAUGAGAGGGGGGAAAGGAGAGACUGACCAGGGUGGGAGGGGUCCUUGAUUAUGUUGGCUGCUUUCCCAAGAGUCCAUGGAGGGGAGGCUGGUUUUGGAGAUGGACUGAGUUGUGCUCACUACUCUCUGCGAUUUCUUGCAGUGUCAGGCAGAACAGUUGCCAUUCUAAGCUGUGAUGCAUCUGGAUAGGAUGCUUUCUGUGGUGCAUCUGUAAAAGUUGAUGAAGAUCAUCAGGGACAUGCCGAAUUCCCCCUGCCUUCUGAGGAAGUAGAUUCGCUGGUGUCCUUUGCAUGGAGCUGAGGGAGCUCCUCCACUGGAUCUGCAUCAUUGCCUCCACGAGAGUAGCUGUUAGAUCCACAACGUCAACAUGCAGGUCUUGAAACUAGUUGAUGGUCACCUGGCGGAGCCUUAGGAACUUCCCAGCAAACACACAUUGGCCAGUGGUUCAUGAGGAAGGUCACUGCCCUCAUGGAAGAGCCCUUCCUACUGCAAGGACCAAUGUUGUGUUUCCACUCCAGCUCUCAGCUGCUAUUGCGUUAACUCUACCCAUCACGGAGACUGCCGCGUGGGGCAGUAUCAGAUGUUUCGAGGCAGUGUGUUGCAAAUUUCCUUCUUUCUCACAUACACACACAAGCUGCCAGUGUUAAUCUACAGAGUAGUUUAGUUUUGUAAACAAAGCUUGUAUAUAGCAGAAAAUACCACGUAGGGUAUCUGAUAGACUGAUAGUGAUUAGAAACUAGUGAGGUUUCACCAUGGGAGACCCACAGUCUCCCACUCAAUCCAGGUACAAGUCACCUUUGGGCACAGGACCAAGUGUGUCUCCAGUGAGGACCUCAGCCGUCCACCACACUGACUCUGUUACUUUGGGUGGGUUUGUAUGUGAUCCUGUAUGAGAGGAGGAACUGUUGGAAGUCGACGGUAGGUCAGGCAGGGUAUGCACCUUGUGUUGGCUCUCUCCCUUCUCAGAUUGACAUCUCCCAUUGACACAAGAAAGUAAUGCCUAAAAGUGGGACCAUUGUGAACCUUUGUAACGACGAGCAGAGACUUCAUCUUGGGAAAAAUCCAAACCCCCAUUUUAACUGAAGCCACAGAGCAGGGAUAGGGUGGGAAUGGACAGUGUUCAUGGUGAUUGGGAGGGGUUGACGUGCCUGACCCAGUUAAAAUGGGUCAAUUUUAAAAUUCUCAUUUUCAGAUGGUCUCUCCCCUCCCUGUCACCAGAUCUCCUAGCCCUUCAACCCUCCUGGAUUCUCUGUUCUUCAGUUCUGAUCCCCUGGUCAUCUCUGAAUGUAGUCACUCCACCACUGCAGCUGCCUGGACCUGCGUCUGGGCCUGUGUCUAAAAUUCCCUCUCUAAACCUCUCCACCUCUCUUGCCCUCCUUAGGACACUCCCUCUGACUAAACUUGUGGCCAAUCGUUUCCUUGUGUGAUGAUGCCCUUGUGAAGCAUCCUGGGAUGUCUUUAUAGCAAUAGCAUUCCGUACAUGGAAGUGAUUGUUGUGCCCAUUCUGUGGUCUACGUGGAUGGGAGUGGUUAAAGUUGGAGCUUGGCUCUGGGUGUGUGUGUGUGUGUGUGUGAGUGAGUGAGUGAACUCUGAUCAGUGAUCAUUGCCUGAGCUGCUAGUUUGAAGCCUGGCAGGUCACAUCUUCAAUUCUUUGCCUCCACUGUACACUGAAGUCACUCUUACAGUUCCGUAUAAUUGCUGUGGUGUUGGUUACAAUGUCCGGUUUGUCUUCUGUAUGAAAUGUCUCCUUGGAAUUUUCAUUCUCAAAUCACACAAGAUGAUCUACUCUUUGUUUAUUUUUCUGUUUUUGGGGCAGGUUGGGGUUGUGUUACAUUCAGUGACUGUACCACAUUGUAAUCGAGGACACCAUUCAGCAAUUAAAAAUUAUAUUUAUUCA
Messenger RNA from Pristis pectinata (smalltooth sawfish), 9910 nucleotides. It is a transcript of the gene mapkapk2a, whose product is annotated as MAPK activated protein kinase 2a. The transcript has 10 exons. Gene Ontology annotation, cellular component: cytoplasm; nucleus. NCBI's taxonomy places the organism in Eukaryota, Metazoa, Chordata, Chondrichthyes, Rhinopristiformes, Pristidae. The record is from RefSeq and is a predicted model, not a curated record. Gene Ontology annotation, molecular function: mitogen-activated protein kinase binding; calmodulin binding; calcium/calmodulin-dependent protein kinase activity. Gene Ontology annotation, biological process: inflammatory response; vascular endothelial growth factor receptor signaling pathway; intracellular signal transduction. The coding region runs from base 227 to 1372 and encodes 381 amino acids.